Molecule: messenger RNA, 1337 nt
Organism: Thamnophis sirtalis
Lineage: Eukaryota; Metazoa; Chordata; Lepidosauria; Squamata; Natricidae
Source: RefSeq, a predicted model, not a curated record
UAUGCCAACCUCCAAGGUGUAAAGAUGUUGUGCUCAAAUGCAGAGGGAGCAUCCUUGAAAAGCUGCAAUUUUGAAGACCCUUCUGGCCUUAAAGCUAAUUUGGAAGUCCGAGUUGCAACUCUAAAGAACGCAAAGUUGAAAAACUGCAACUUGAGAGGAGCAACCUUGGCAGGAACUGAUUUGGAGAACUGUGACCUGUCAGGCUGUGAUCUACAAGAGGCCAACCUGAGAGGGUCAAAUGUGAAAGGAGCCAUCUUUGAAGAGAUGCUGACACCAUUGCACAUGUCUCAGAGCGUCAGAUAGGUUUCCUGCUGAAGACUCUUGGUGCUCAGUGAGGGAAUAACGUUCCUUCCACAGCAUGCCUUUCUCAGGGGUAUCUGAGAAGCUGCUGCUGGAUGGAGAGAAGGACCUUCUCUUGUCUUAGGUAUAGGAAUAGCUAUUGAAUCCAGUUGGGACAAGAAGCUUGCUCAUAACUCCCAAAGACAUUGCUAUCUUGGCCCUACUUUGCUUUAGAACGCUCCUCUAGAAAAAAUAUUUAUGAAAGCACAAUAUAUGCAAUUUAUAUUUAUUCAACUUCCAACGAGGGUUUUUAAAACAUGAUCGGUUCAUACACAGUAGCAAACUCCCGGGCUUUCAGCCUGGAUUGAUGAACUUUUAUUUAGAGUGGCUUAUUCAAUGUGGGAAUGGGAGGAAUUGGAAGAUCGAAAGGUAUCCAGAUUUGGAUCUUCUUGGCAAAACAGAAAUAGCUGUAUUUCUUAAAAAGAGUCAUCAUGUAUACACUUGGGGUCUUCUUUUAAGCCUGUUAUGCACUAAUUUGAAAUAGCUGGGCUGUGAAUACCGUAUGCGUGGGUUCUUUGACUUAGAACAGUGUCAUGAAUAUUAAUUGCAAAAGGGGAACACUCAUUUUUAACAUCAUCUCAUGCUUAAUAAUCAGGAAUCGAAGGUGCAAAUGAAAUACAGAGGCUCCUGUGAGCCCUGAAUUCCUAAGUUGUACUUUUUUAAAUUGUCACUGGACCUAUAAGCCUUGUGGACUAGAGACAUUAGAAGUGAGCCAAUUGGUUUUAUAUCAGCAUUGGGAAAGUACGUCCUGAACAUUUUAAUAGGCUGGUAUUAUUACAGGCUUCCAUCAUAGUGAAUAAUGACCCUGCCGUUGAAUUAUCUUGGUCAAAAGUUGAGUGAUAUACCCAGUGGUGGGUUUCAAAUAAUUUAACAACCGGUUCUCUGCCCUAAUGACCAACUAGGUAGGCGGGACUUGGUGUUGAUGUGACUGGGUAGGCAUGGCCAACUCAACAUCACUCACGUCGAUGGGCGCUUCGUCUUAGCUAUUACAAUGUAAU